UUUACAAACUCAAUGAAACAAACCCUAACGCUUCAAACUCUUUCAUUUCCAUGGAAUAUCCGCAAGAACAUGCUGCUUCAUGACGCAAACACUAUAUAAUCAAAUCAACUAUCACUCACAGUUUAUGCUUCAUGUCACCACACAUUAUUCAUUAUCCUUCAAUAAUCCACCAAUUCCAAUCUCAUCUUUGUUACUGCCAUGAGCAACUGUUGCAAGAUCAAUGGCUGCAACAAUGAAUCCAAUAUUUUGGCUGUCAUUUUUGACUUAGAUGGCACACUUCUCGAUACUGAAAGGGUUACAAGGGGUUUGUUGAAUGAGUUUUUGGGAAAGUAUGGGAAGGAAGUGAAUAAGGAAAGGGAAGAAAAGAAGAGGUUAGGGAUGACACAGAAGGAAUCAGCAGCUUUAAUUGUUAAGGAUUAUCAACUCUCAUUAACACCUGACCAAUUCAUUCAAGAAAUUAACCCUCUCUAUAUUCAAAGGUGGAGAGACGCCAAAGCAUUGCCUGGUGCUAAUCGAAUCAUCAAACAUUUUGUGAAAAAUGGCGUACCGAUGGCUCUUGCUUCAAACUCCUUGAGAGAAUACAUAUAUGCAAAAAUUCUUUACCAUAAAGGUUGGACAGAAAGCUUCUCUGUAAUUCUAGGAAAUGACCAGGUUAAAUUUGGGAAGCCUGCUCCAGAUUUGUUUGAAGAAGCUGCCAAGAGAAUGGGUGUAAAUGCAAUGAACUGCCUUGUGUUUGAAGAUUCCUUGGUUGGUGUCAAAGCAGCUCAUGCUGCAAAAAUGAAGAUAGUCGCAGUGCCGUCUCGCGGCGAAUCGGAUUGUUGUAAGCUGGCAAAUGUUACUCAUAAUUCACUUUUAGAGUUUCAACCUGAGCUAUGGGGCCUUCCACCUUUUGAUGAUUGGGUUGAUAACACACUGCCUAUUGAGCCAAUUCAUCUGAGUGGUUUGUAUGUUACAGGAUCUCUCCUCGAAACCAAAGAGAAUGUAGCAUUUGGUAUUCCUGAUCAAGUUGUUGGGAUUUACUUCGGUUGGGCCAAAGUCGAUACAGAUACGAACUUCAAGACAUUGGUUAGCAUUAGUUUGGACUUGUCAAGUGUUUCCUACAAAAAAGCAAAUGUUUGGUUUAUUGAUGCAAACACCGACAUUAAAUCUGAGCAGCAGAUGCAAAUCUGUCUUGUUGGCUACAUAAGAGCAUGGGAUAACAAGAAACUUGGGUCAGUGGAAAUGGAGAAACUUGAAGAAUACAAGUCCAUUGCAAAAGCUUCACUAGAUUUGCCAUCAUUCAGUAGUUUUUGAUAGAAAAGGUUCUAUAUGGAGCAGACAAUAUAAGUGGCUCAAUUACAAGAUGAAAGAUGGAAUAAUUAUAUAAUUUUUUUUUUUUUGCAUUUUUCAUAAUAAUGCAUGCCAAUGAUUAUUAGAAAAUCCAUGCUAUGGUUACUAAAAUACUAUUGCCAAAUAAUUGUAUGAUUUCCUUAUAGCUAA
This is a messenger RNA of Lathyrus oleraceus (garden pea), 1479 nucleotides long. Its product is annotated as bifunctional riboflavin kinase/FMN phosphatase. NCBI's taxonomy places the organism in Eukaryota, Viridiplantae, Streptophyta, Magnoliopsida, Fabales, Fabaceae. Gene Ontology annotation, molecular function: riboflavin kinase activity; sn-glycerol 3-phosphatase activity. The transcript is spliced from 10 exons. Bases 199 to 1293 code for a protein of 364 amino acids. The record is from RefSeq and is a predicted model, not a curated record. Gene Ontology annotation, biological process: glycerol biosynthetic process; riboflavin biosynthetic process.